Molecule: messenger RNA, 1916 nt
Organism: Malus domestica (apple)
Lineage: Eukaryota; Viridiplantae; Streptophyta; Magnoliopsida; Rosales; Rosaceae
Product: glutathione gamma-glutamylcysteinyltransferase 1-like
Biological process (GO): response to metal ion; phytochelatin biosynthetic process; detoxification of copper ion
Molecular function (GO): metal ion binding; glutathione gamma-glutamylcysteinyltransferase activity
Source: RefSeq, a predicted model, not a curated record
UGCCUUUCCUAAUCGAACGCAACAGAGAGUUGUCCCACCGAAACGACGCCGACCCGAACCAUAAACCCGAAACCCUUUGACUUGGACACUUCAAUUUUCUCAGUCCUAACCAGAUCAGAUUUUUUUCCCCAAUUAUUUUCUUGGGUUUUAUUUGUAUAAUUUUUAGAAAAAACAAAAAAAAUUAAUUAAGAAAAAUGGCUAUGGCGGGGCUGUACAGACGAAUCCUUCCUUCUCCUCCUGCAGUCGAAUUUGCUUCCUUACAGGGAAAGGAGCUUUUUCUUGAAGCCAUUCAGAGUGGGACUAUGGAAAACUUCUAUAGGUUGAUUUCUUCUUUUCAGACGCAAUCAGAGCCCGCUUAUUGUGGAUUGGCGAGCCUGUCCAUGGUUUUGAAUGCCCUUGCUAUUGAUCCCGGAAGGAAAUGGAAAGGACCCUGGAGAUGGUUUGAUGAAUCUAUGUUAGACUGCUGCGAGCCUUUGGAGACAGUUAAAGUAAGAGGGAUCUCAUUUGGGAAGCUUGUCUGCUUGGCUCACUGUGCUGGAGCAAAAGUUGAAGCCUUCCGCACAAAUCAUAGUACAAUUGAUGAGUUUCGUAAAUAUGUGUUGAGAUGUUCUACAUCUGAUGAUUCUCAUGUGAUCUCAUCAUAUGAUAGAUCAGCUCUCAAACAGACAGGUACCGGUCAUUUUUCACCAAUUGGUGGAUAUCAUGCUGGAAGAGACAUGGCGCUUAUUCUGGACGUUGCACGUUUUAAAUAUCCUCCUCAUUGGGUGCCCCUCAAAAUUCUUUGGGAUGCCAUGAAUAAUGUUGAUCCCUCUACUGGACAACGCAGAGGGUUCAUGCUUAUAUCUAGGCCGCACAGGGAACCAGGUCAACUUUAUACCCUGAGCUGCAAACAUGAGAGUUGGGCCGGUGUUGCGAAAUACUUAAUGGAUGAUGUUCCUCUUCUUCUAAAAUCAGAGGAGGUGAAAGACAUUCAAGAAGUUCUCUCUGUUGUUUUCAUGUCGCUCCCAUCCUAUUUUGGGCAAUUCAUCAAGUGGGUUGCAGAAGUUCGGAGACGAGAAGAUGGUUGCCAAAGCUUAAGCCCUGAGGAAAAAGCUAGGCUUGCUGUCAAGGGGGAGGUACUGAGACAAGUCCAGGACACUGGCCUUUUUAAACAUGUGGCAGAAUUAUUAUCUUCAGCACAUUCAUGCUGCGGAAACUUAUAUUCUGGUCACGAAGAAAACUUGCGCAACAUUGCUGCGAGUGUUUGCUGCCAAGGUGCACAAAUUUUGUCGGGGAAGUCUGCCUUCUCGGGGGUGUAUUGUUGUCAGGAAACAUGUGUGAAAUGCUUGAAGGCUAAUGGUGACAAGCCAGUCAUGGUUGUGAGUGGGAUGGUGGUAAAUGGUGGAGCCGAGGAGAGGAUGGACAUGCUUGUUCCUUCGUCAAAAACAAAUUCAGGAUGUUCUUGUGCAAUUGGGAUGCAUCCAGCUAGCAAUGACAUUGUAACAGCACUUCUACUGGCCUUGCCCCCAGGUACAUGGUCUGGGAUCAAAGACGAGAAGCUUUCGAAAGAAAUAUCUAACCUUGUUUCCACUGUAAAUCUUCCUACUUUGCUUCAAGAAGAGGUUUUGCACUUGCGACGCCAGCUCCACCUUCUUAAGAAAUGCCAAGAGGAUAGGGUAGACAAAGAUCUUUGCUCCCCUCUCGCUUAGACUUCUCUCAUGUUUACUCUGAUUUGCCUAGUAUCGCCAAUGGACAUCAAGCAGAGAAGGCAUCAAUAACUCGUUUUCGAUGUACUUAUCAAAUUAUCCAUAAAUAUAGGCACCGUAUAAAACUAUAUGUAUUACAGAACUGAAUGAUCAUGAAGAGUCAUGGCGAAACCUUAGUUUGGUACUGAGGUGAUUCUAAAAAAAAAUGGCUAUAAAAAAAAAUUUGGAGCU